This is a messenger RNA of Chrysoperla carnea, 1617 nucleotides long. It is a transcript of the gene sra, whose product is annotated as protein sarah. The transcript has a single exon. Gene Ontology annotation, biological process: calcium-mediated signaling. The record is from RefSeq and is a predicted model, not a curated record. The coding region runs from base 121 to 822 and encodes 233 amino acids. NCBI's taxonomy places the organism in Eukaryota, Metazoa, Arthropoda, Insecta, Neuroptera, Chrysopidae. Gene Ontology annotation, cellular component: nucleus; cytoplasm. Gene Ontology annotation, molecular function: nucleic acid binding; calcium-dependent protein serine/threonine phosphatase regulator activity.
GUAUUUGCUUUUUAUAAUUCACUGAAUUGUGUGUUUGAUCAUGAAAAAAUUGAAUACAAGUAUUUUAACGUGAUUAUCAAGUUUGUGUUUGAGUCAAAAUAAACCAACGAUUGCUAUGAAAUGGCGAAUUCAAAUUCGUGUGACACAUUAAAUAAUGAGGACAUUGAUUCGAACAUUAUAAUAAAUGAAUUGGAUGGGUUACCCAACUGUCAUCCUAAUUUGGAACAAGAAUCUCAAAUAGAAAAUGAUUCAUCCGAUCAUACACCAAAUGAUUUCGAGGAUCUACCGACAUCAUUAAUAGUAACAAAUAUCCAUGACAACGUUUUUGCAAAUGAAAAACAAAAAGCAGAAAUGGAAGCACUAUUUAAACAAUAUGGUGAACCCUGUACAUUUCAAUGGUUACGAAGUUUUCGAAGAUUACGUGUUAAUUUUAAAUCACCAACAUCAGCAGCAAAUGCACGAUUACAGUUACAUCAAUAUCCAAUAUUGAAUUCUGUUAUAACAUGUUAUUUUGCACAGCCUGUGACACCGGUAACAACAAAAAAUUUACAACCACCUGCACCGGUUAAACAGUUUUUAAUAUCACCACCCUCAUCGCCACCAUUAGAUUGGGAACCACGUCCAGAGAAUGAACCAUUAGUUAAUCAUGAUUUAUUGGCGGCAUUGGCAACGCUAGCACCAGGUAGUUCACAUGAAUUACAUUCACCACAACCUGGACAACCUGGUAUUGUUGUUCAUACUGCAGCUCAAGCGGCUGCUCAAAUUGAGCAUGAUAAUUUAACAAAACCAAAAAUAAUGCAUACCAGGUGUCCCGAAUUUUAAAUAUCGUAAUAUCAUGAAAUUAUCAUUAACAUUAAUUUUAUAAACUGGUUAAUAAUGAUAGAACUGUAAACUGGUUACGCCUAACGCAUAUUUUUAAAUAAGGUUUCGUAUGAAUCUCAUGUUAAGUCAAAGAAAGAAGAUUUAGGAUUGAGGACCUACUCCUACAGGUAAGAAAUAGUUACAUAUCACGUAUAAGACGUAUCACGUAUCACGUGAGCGUUUGAGCAAAAAUCACAAGUCCAAAAUAUCAAAAAUUGAAGUUCAUUUAUAGAAUUUUUCUCAAACACCCACGAACUUUGAAUUUUUAUAAAAUAAAGAGCUCAAUAGUUUAGGAGUUAUGGGGAAUAAAUUUAAGAUAUCGUGAGAAUAAAGUAAAGUUCACACUCAAUUAUGUAAUUAACGUUUUUUAACAAAUUUUCUAAUUAUUUUUGUUCAAAAUACUGCCCUGCUACCUCACAAUAUAUUUUUGGCCUUAGAAGAAAUAUUUCUUUGAAGAGUAUCUGGGUCGUAUACUCGUAUUGGUAUCACGGCCUAUUAAAUUUAAUAUUUCCCAUUGCCCAUAACCCCUUAGCUAUUAACAUGGUGAUGGACUACCUAGAAAACCUUGAAAACUUGACUCUUUCAGGGAAUUUUAAAAUCGAAUCUCUGAGAUUGAACUCCAGAUUUGAUUAUAGAUAUCUUGGAAUUUAUCUUAAGCGAAAAACCUGUUUACAAUUGCACACUUAAUAGAUUUUUGUACUGAAAUUAUGACAAAUUCUAAUGAGUCGAUCAUUUGUUGCCCCCUUUCAUAAUGAU